AUCAUUGAACGGAAUAGUGUAACAUAAUUUUCUACUUAAGGUGGUUGUAUGUUUUCCUUAUUUUGAGCCUGCACUUAUUGAAAAGAUGAAAAUUCAACUUGCUUUACAAGAUUGGGAACAAACUAUGGACGUUGCUCAAAGGUGUUUGAAAUUAAACCGUUACUCUUUGGAUGCUCACAAAAUGAGUAUUAUAUCUUUUCUGUUUCUUGAUGGAAAGUACGAUGAAGCUGCUGAAAAGAUCAGUGAAUUGAUUCAUCUCUAUGACAGACAUGAACCUAAAAGUCAUUCACUGUAUUUUGAAGCGGAAAGACUUUAUAGCCGUGUGGUAAGAGAAGAAAGGCUCCGCGACCUAUAGUCAACGAUGUACUUCACACGCUAAAAUCAGCGAUGUCCUUAUUACGUCGUUGUAAAGUCAAUUCAGCCUUGACAGUCCAGUUGUUUUCUCAAAUCUUUCAUUUUAUCAACAUGUGGUUGUUUAAUCGCAUUGUUCUUGAACCGCAACUCAAACUCUGCACUCGAUCCUGGGGGAUAUUGUUACUCAAUAGACUAGAGCGUCUUCAUUCUUCGGCUAAAAUUCAAGGUAUCGAAUUGGCCGCUGAAUGUCAUUUGGCCAGAGUUGGUCAGGCAGCAUUGCUACUACAAAUGCCAAAGCAAGAUUCGGCAAACAUCACAUCAAAUUGCUUCAAACUCAACUCACUUCAAAUACGUCAACUUUUGGACUUUUAUCAGCCAGAGAGGGACGAGCCUCCCGUCUCUUUGGACCUCAUCGAAAAAGCAGUUAGUAUUGCGGAGAGCGCCGCUGACCAGAGCGCCCGCAUUGAUGGAGAUGAAGUAAAUCUUGAAGAAGAACCGGAACUACAAUUACCAUUCUUACUUCCUGACGAUAGUUAUUUCGUCGAGAAUACUUGCGGCGUGCCACUAGGAUUGAAGGAGUUAGGAGUUCCUUUCUCCUCUAAUUGCCCCAGGUAGCUGGAUUGGAUAAUCUCAAUCCUCGUGUUUCGACCCGCCGAAUUCAUCGAGAAACGAUCAAGUUUUCUUUUACCAGUUUUAUUCAUGCUUUCCGAUGUUUUUCCUGCAAUGUUUUUCCAAAAUUUUCAGAAUGAACAAACAUAUAAAGAAGAGCUUUCGUAGAAGUUUCUUUCUAGAUUAAAACUUUUCAUGGAAAAUUUACCUAUCCUUAGCAAAAAUAAUUUAAUUUGACUGUAGUUAAAAUAUAUAAUUUUUAUGAAAUAAAAAAUCUU
This is a messenger RNA of Xenia sp. Carnegie-2017, 1241 nucleotides long. Its product is annotated as afadin-like. Gene Ontology annotation, molecular function: cell adhesion molecule binding. NCBI's taxonomy places the organism in Eukaryota, Metazoa, Cnidaria, Anthozoa, Malacalcyonacea, Xeniidae. Gene Ontology annotation, biological process: protein localization to cilium; intraciliary retrograde transport; regulation of protein localization. The transcript is spliced from 4 exons. Gene Ontology annotation, cellular component: intraciliary transport particle A; adherens junction. The record is from RefSeq and is a predicted model, not a curated record. The coding region runs from base 388 to 969 and encodes 193 amino acids.